Messenger RNA from Oreochromis aureus, 1590 nucleotides. RefSeq lists its product as uncharacterized. NCBI's taxonomy places the organism in Eukaryota, Metazoa, Chordata, Actinopteri, Cichliformes, Cichlidae. Bases 837 to 1454 code for a protein of 205 amino acids. The transcript is spliced from 2 exons. The record is from RefSeq and is a predicted model, not a curated record.
UGGCUAAAGAUCCUUAUAGGACAGGCAAAAAGAAAAAAAAAAAGAAAGUUAAAGGCUCACUUUGCCAGACAGGGCAUCCCGGACAUUGUUGUAUCAGAUAAUGGACCACAGUAUACGUUGGUGCCUCUAAACAGUUUCACCCCGGUUCGUAGAUUCCUCAGGCCUCCAGAAAGAACACCGGGACUCAGUAGUCAAUUAACAACUAUUUUAUUAAUUCACACUUAUUGAUUACACCUUCUAGAAGGGAGAUGUACAUAGGGUUGCCAACCGUCCCUUAAAAAACAGAAUCGUCCCAUAUUCAGAAACAAAAGUACACGUCCCAUAUUGAGCUGAAAAGGGACGCACUUUGUCCCGUAAUACAGGGAGAAUCACAAAAAGUCUAUAAAUGUUAAUGGAUUUAACGCUUUGUUUGAAAACAUAAUUCCCAGCCCCUCUCCUGCUCUGUGACCAAUGAGCUGACAGCACACUUACGCACGAGUAUAACAAUUCAGAUUACCGCUUAUCUCAUUGGUCGAGGAAAGGUCGCGUGCGGAGAAGAUACCGGAAGACAACAGAUGACCACAACAAGAAAGCAUGGCCAACAGGGAGACAAACACCGACACUGCGGCGCAAGUCUGGGACGACAGUACACCUUCGACCAACAGUGUUUUUUCCCCUCCUAGAAAGAAAAAAAAAGGCUGCAAAAAUACAGGGAGGAAUGGGAAAAUGAAAACACCUGGCUGGGAAAAGUGCGCGAUAACACGUAUAAAGCGCACUGCACUGUGUGCCGGCGCACUUUUUCCAUUUGCCAUGGUGGACUGACUGACGUUAAGCAGCAUGCUUCUACUGGUGGGCACAUGAUGAACAUGAGGGGCGUGAAAGAAAGGGGAACCCUUGACCAAUUUGUUGUCCACCAGGCCACGGCAGAAGCAGAUAUGGUGACUGCUGCAGAGGUGACCCAUAUCUACCACACUGUAAAGCACGGUUUAAGUUAUAACUCGGCUGACUGUGCACUCAAACUGACUGUACGAACGCUGAAUGACUCCAGUAUUGCCAAGAAGAUGUCCUGCGGAAGGACGAAAGCUGAAGCAGUUGUCACAGAUGUCCUGUCUCCAAAGGCAAUAGAAGAGGUGAUCAAAAAAUUGAAAAGUGGUGCAACUCCACUCCCAUUGUCUCUUCACACUGAUGCUUCAAAUAAGGGAAAUCGGAAGAUGUUUCCCUUGGCCUUGCAGUUUUUUACACCAGAAGCUGGAGUUGUCAACAAGAUAUUGGAUUUUGUUGAAAAUCCAGAUGAGUCUGCAGAGGGAAUAGUAAAAAUAAUACAAAGCUCUCUUGAAAACGUGGGGCUAUCCUUAGAUCAGGUUUCGGCAUUCAGUGCUGACAAUGCAAAUGUAAAUUAUGGCAUCCACAACUCAGUCUUCACAAAAUUGAGAGAGACCAACAGUGAGAUCCUUCGUGGCAACUGCCAUCCAUGAUAUCCUACGCCAUGUUGUGACGAGAUGGCUGUCACUCAACCCUGGAAUCACCCGCCUGCUGCAGAACUGGGACCCGCUGAAGUCGUAUCUCAUUAGCAUUGGUGAGGAACGUCCAAGGCUCCUGAAGGAAUUGCUG